GCCAAGAUGAGAGGAAGGGAGUUAGUCGAUAUAUUUCUAUUUGUGAUCGGUAUGGAUGGAAUGUUGUUGCCUUCCAGCUCCAAGCAUUUUCCAUAUUUCCAAGAGGAGUUCAGAUUUAAAGAUAUCAUCCGGUUUGUACAUAGCAAUCAAAGUUGUGAUUUUUUUCUACAAGAAAUUCCAUCACUAAUUCGACAAGACAAAUCUGCAUACCAUCAAAAUGAGGAGACUUGCAUACUUCUCACUUCGUUCGACCAUUUGUCAUCAAACGAAAGUCUUCGGCUUAGCGGUGUUGUUGUGAGGCUUUAUGCCAAUGUCAAGAAAUAUGAAUUUUCUGUGAUGUCUAACCAAUGCAAAGGAAACAGCUCAUUCAACGGAAUUCAAAUUCAUGCCUCAUGUCAACUUACAAAAGCACAUAGCGGAAAUAUAUGCGAAGAUGGAAUAGGCUGCAACACUGAAAAAGAAUUCUGCAGAAAGCUAUUUCAGGAUGAAAGUGAAAAAGGACUUUGUAUUGCAAGGCGCAAUCUUUUUGAAUCCUGUGACAAAGAAAUGCUGUGUACACAAACCACUAAAUGCAAAAAUAGGAUCUGCCAUUGCAAGAAAGGAUUUAAAGUCAUCGGUGGUAAAUGCUUGCCUGUUGGGAUGUCUUUGAACGAAUCAUGCUCUCACGACCGUCAGUGCACCGGUACUGCAAACGCUGGGAGGUGUCAACAGAAAAAACAUAUACCAGAUCGUAGUGUCUGUUCCUGCAACCCAGGGUUCUUUCAAAAUGGUUCCAAUUGUUUACAAGGUAGUCGACGCCUUUUCCAAUCUUGUGAAUCACACAAACAAUGUACAGGAAGUUACGGGGCACGGGAGUGUAAGGUCAUCGCUGGUAUACAAAUGUGUCACUGUCCGGAUAAUCAUACAGUCAUUCGAGACGUUUGUAUAAAAGUUGGGUCAGUCAUAGGGGAGUCGUGUACAAUGCAUGAAGAAUGCACCGGUACAAAAAAUGGCGGGAGAUGUGUCUACAGUGAGGGCAACGGUACAAAGUCUCAAACAUGUGCCUGCAAUGAGGGAUUUCUGAAAAAUGCUUCAUUUUGUUUACCAGUUAACAAAAAGCUUUUUGAGACUUGCGAAGUAAAUGAUCAGUGUAAUGGAACGUUGGGUUUGGGGAUAUGCAGAACAGUUGGUGAUAGAAAGGUGUGUGUCUGUGGAUCUCAAUACAUAGAGAACAUGGCUUCCUUAACAUGUCACAAAGUUGGGAAGGAUAUAUUUGAGACGUGCACACUGAAUGCCCAAUGCACUAGGACGAAAAAUGCAGAUGUGUGCAAAUACAAAACAGAGACACAAGCUAACAGCUGUGCUUGCAGGGAUGGAUUUGAAUGGGUGAAUGCAUCAUGUGUACCAAUUGGUAGACAGUUACUUGAAACCUGUGAGUAUGAUUUGCAAUGUAACGGGACUGCAAAUGCAACUGUGUGUGGAUUAUUUGGAAACAGAUCACUAUGCUUUUGCGAUAAAGGCAUGCUUGAUUUUAAUGGGGCGUGUAUCGAAGCUGGUAAAUACCUUGGUGAAUCAUGUGAAAUUGACAGACAGUGUACAGAAACACUAUAUGCUGGUGUUUGUGGUGAAAAUAGUUCGUGUUCCUGCGAUAACGGGUUCAUCAGAGAAGACAAAGACUGUAUUAGAGUUGGUAGACAGUUACUUGAAUCCUGUGAAUAUGAUUUGCAAUGUAAUGGGACUACGAAUGCAACUGUGUGUGGAUUGUUUGGAAACAGAUCACUAUGCUUUUGCAAUGAAGGCAUGCUUGAGUUUAAUGGGACGUGUAUCGCAGUUGGUAAAGGUCUUGGUGAACCAUGUGAAAUUGACAGACAGUGUACAGAAACACUACAUGCUGGUGUUUGUGGUGAAAAUAGUUCGUGUUCCUGCGAUGGCGGCUUCAUCACAGAAGAUAAGGGCUGUAUUAGAGGUGGAUGGAAUCAAGAUAUGAUAUAUCAAUUCAUGUUGUUCGGAGCAGGCGGACUUCUGUUUGGAAUAUUUUGUUUGAUUGGUAUAAUUAUAUGUAAAUGUAGAAGAAACCCAUUAUCCAAAAGUGGAAGGUUUGUGGUACAGACAGAUCAAGAACCCAGCAACCGUCAAUCCAUUCUGUAUGCCGUGCCCAGCGACAUUGGGAAUCAUGUGGGACCUUCAACGCCUGUUCACAAAGAGACCCAGAGAGUAGCAAAUUACUCGUACAAUCACCUCCACGAACCAGAGGAACAGAAAAAAGACAAUGUGUAUUCUGAGCAGGACUCUUGUGAUGACGUGUACAACCACCUACAUGAAAAGGAUGCCCCAUUGUGUGAAGGCGUGUAUGACGUCACAGAAAAUGUCUUUAAUGACAUGACACACAGUUCUGAUGAUAACCCUGAAUCUGUUGGUCUCUAUGAUUUUGCUGAACCUAUAAAUGCUAACAUGUGUUAAAGAUACAGCAUGUGCACGGGAACCUUUGACGUUUUUUCAACAAGAUACCCAAAGGUUAGCAAAUUACACAUACAAUCACCUCAACGAACCAGUGGAAAAGGAAGAUAAUGCGUUCUCUCAGCAAAUGUUUGUAGAGCAGGGUCCUUAUGAUGACGUGUACAACCACCUUCAUGAAAAGGAAGCACCAUUGUGUCAUGGCGUGUAUGACGUCGUGGAAAAUGUCUCUAAACGCAUGUCCAGAGUUCUGAUGAUGAACACAAAUCAGUUGAUUUCUAUGAUUUUACUGAACCUGAAUGAAAGCACGCUCUAAAUUUGGGAUAGUUACAUCUGUAAAGCUUUCAUAUAUUGUAUAACUUCAUUUUGACAAUUCUUCAAUGUUUGGAAUGUAAAACAAAUAAAUAUGUACGUUGAAGAACUUCUCGAAUGUCAAAUAUGGAUGUUGAAGCAGAAUAUGGUUCGAUAUAUAACGAUGGUUUUCUGGGACGAAGGUUGAUGCAUGUUUACAUACCAAGAGACACCAUACUGAAUCAUAUACACGUUGGUACUUAAAACAGUUAAACCAAUGCUCUAAUAUCUCAUCAACACCCUUGCAAUUGUAUCGUGUUAUCCUUGCAAACGUUCCAAUCUUAAAAGUGCAGCAGCUGUAGUGAGUGAAAUUUUAAAGUGCAUACUAAAUUUCUUUCUGAUUUAUUCCCAUCGUUAUGUGUGUUAUAUGUGUUUGUGAUUAAUGGUAAACUAUUAAAUUUCACAUUCC
Ostrea edulis (European flat oyster) is the source of this 3193-nucleotide messenger RNA. Its product is annotated as prion-like-(Q/N-rich) domain-bearing protein 25. NCBI's taxonomy places the organism in Eukaryota, Metazoa, Mollusca, Bivalvia, Ostreida, Ostreidae. The transcript has 20 exons. The record is from RefSeq and is a predicted model, not a curated record. The coding region runs from base 7 to 2439 and encodes 810 amino acids.